UCGAUUAAUUGCGAGCCAUGCGUGGUAAGGACCUACGAAGAAGUUGAAGAGGCCCUAGAGUGUCAACAAAUUAUCUUGGACAAUGUGGCGGUACCGGCGGGGCUGACCUUAAAACUAAACUUGACCGAUGGGGCGGAGGUGAUCUUUCGGGGGAAUACCAGCUUUGGUUUUCGGCACUGGGACGGACCUUUGGUCACAAUCAAUGGUACUAGUAUAAUUGUUAGAGGAGAACCAGAUGCCAUUAUCGACGGACUGGGACAGUCUUAUUGGGACGGUCAGGGCGGCUGGAGCAACUCCAAACCUCAAUUUUUCACAAUUCAAGCCUUUGGUGGAUCCAUUUUUAAGGAUAUUCGCGUGAUUAAUACUCCAAAAGAUGUGGUUCAAGUGACCAACUCGGAUCGUGUGACGUUUGACAAUUGGUUUAUCGAUGAUUCUCUUGGCGAUCCUGGAACCGCUCCAAGUGGUCAAGAGGGUCACAACACUGACGGCUUCGACGUUUGGAACUCCACUAACGUGGCAAUAACGAACUCGGUGGUGUACAACCAAGACGACUGUGUUGCCUUACGGUGUGGGGCAAAUAUAACUGUUUCAAACCUCUUUUGCCACGGUAGUCAUGGCCUGAGCAUUUCGGUCGGUUUCAGUAACGACUCCAUCCAGCUGAACACCAUUUUAAAUGUCUCUUUUGCUGACUCAGUAGUGACUAGUGGAAGAAACGGGAUCCACGUUAAGACCCACGUGGAUGGCGGGUAUGGCAACAUUACGGGGGUGGUUUUUAAGAAUAUCACCCUUAAAGAGAUCUCUUACAAUGGUAUUCUGAUUGAGGAAAACUAUCAGAAUAAGCCCCCAUCUGGAGGUUAUGGUGUCGCAGUAGAGCCAAGAAACAACGUGCCUAUAAGGGAUUUAGUUCUGGAAGAUGUCGUUGGUGGCGUUGGUAAAAAUGCGGUACCUGUACAGAUUGUAUGUGCCGAAGAGGGAUGUUUCAACUGGAGAUGGUCCAAUGUAAAUGUUACAGGGAGGAAGAGCAAUAACUGCAAUUAUAACCCAGAAGGUUUCAGUUGCUGAUUAUACGAAAAAACUUACAUUUGUAACUCUCAGAUUAAAAAUGACACAAUGUAUGCAUUAUAAAA
Molecule: messenger RNA, 1127 nt
Organism: Anthonomus grandis grandis
Lineage: Eukaryota; Metazoa; Arthropoda; Insecta; Coleoptera; Curculionidae
Product: polygalacturonase-like
Exons: 5
Biological process (GO): pectin catabolic process
Cellular component (GO): extracellular region
Molecular function (GO): polygalacturonase activity
Source: RefSeq, a predicted model, not a curated record